AUGUCUGGAGCAGAGGUUUUCAGUGCAUUAGGCACCCCUGCACGAACGGCUGCACGGGUUCUCGUCGCACCACGAUAUGCUGUUAAUGGCUUCCAACCUCUCCGAGGGUGGAUGGACAACGAAUAUGCACGCGCGCGAUAUGGGCGGUGGUACAUGUGGCGUAUAUGGCUCCUUUUUGAUUGCAAAGACCUCGAAGUGCUGGAGAAUUUGAUCAACGACGGACAAGACGAGCAAAUACUAGAGAUGCGGGAUGCGAAGUUGAAGCAGUUCAAGCUAGUCACGUUGGUGGGCGCCCUCUUAGCUACUUUAGCUCUUCAGGCACUCUCCCUCCCUGUCCUAGAGGAGACCAUAUUCGUCGCACGCGCAAGCUUCAUCGUUAGCACCAUGCUUUCCCUGCUCGCCACAUUCUUCACCCUCAUCCAACAACGCGAAGUUGGUGUCAUUCGCGAUGCGAGAUCCUUUCGGAGGUGGCUCUCCAAUGGUGUCCAGUACUACAACGCCCGAGAGCGCCUUGUAUGGCAGAGCUCUCUGACGUCCUUAACGUUAGUGGAAGCUCCUUACGAACUGAUAAGCUUGGCUGUGGCGAGCUUCGUAGCAGGCAUGUCAGCAUAUGAUGAAUUCAAUAUCAAUUAUCUACCUACAACUGCACGAAGUUCUUCAACAUAUCAUCCACUGCGUACGAAAAUGGCUUCACCACUACCAUAUAAUCGACAGAAUGCGCUUGCCUCGACUAUUGCAGUGGACAAUGCAUGCAACAUAGCUGACAAGAUCAUCAUUGCUACCGGCGUAACGCAAGGCGGACUAGGAGCAACUUUCGUAGAGGAGAUUGCAAAACACAAACCCGCUCUUCUCGUUCUCGCUGGUCGUUCGCCAUCCAAAGUCCAAGUCACAGCCGACAAGAUCAGGUCCAACCCAGCGAGUGCCAACGUCGAAGUGCGUAUUCUAGCCUUGGAUCUUGCCUCACAAAAGCAGAUCCGCGAAGCCGCAAAAGAAGUUUUAGCAUACCCAGAGUCCAACAUCGACGUCCUCGUCAACUCAGCAGGCACGAUGGCAGGCCCUUAUCGCACCACAGCUGAAGGCAUCGAGAGCCAAUUCGGAUGCAACCACGUCGGGCAUUUCCUCUUCACUAAUCUCAUCAUGUCCAAGCUCCUUGCUUCCAAAGCACCAAGAGUUGUCAAUGUGGCUAGCGACGGCCAUCGCUUCAGCGGCGUUCGUUUUGAAGACGCAAAUUUUCAGAAUGGCAAGGUGUAUGACCAGUGGGAAGCCUACGGUCAGAGCAAGACAGCGAAUAUAUUGUUUUCGUAUGCGUUGGCCGAGAAACUAGGUGCAAAGGGAUUGAGAGCUUACAGUCUGCACCCGGGAGUGGCGUUGGGAACAUCUCUUGCUGAGAAGUUCGAUGAUGAAGACAUGAAGAGUGUGGCGGCCAAGGAUAAAGCGAUCGGCUGGGCGCGUGGUUUUGACAUCAAGUCGCUCGAUGAGUGUGCGGCUACCCAUGUUGUCGCUGCCUUCGACACAAGACUGGAUAACUACAACGGCGCCUUCCUCAACGAUGGUAACGUGGCGCCACAGGAAGUGCAGCCGACAGCGAAGAACCCGGAGGAUGCAGAGAAGCUUUGGAAGCUGAGCGAGAAGCUGGUUGGAGAAGAAUUCGUAUACUGA
Alternaria burnsii is the source of this 1659-nucleotide messenger RNA. RefSeq lists its product as uncharacterized. The transcript is spliced from 5 exons. NCBI's taxonomy places the organism in Eukaryota, Fungi, Ascomycota, Dothideomycetes, Pleosporales, Pleosporaceae. The record is from RefSeq and is a predicted model, not a curated record. The coding region runs from base 1 to 1659 and encodes 552 amino acids.